AACCUGCAAACCUUUGACGGCAACCUGGGCAACAGCCCCGCGCCUCCCAUUACCAAUUCCGGGGAUGAAAAGCGGCCGUUCAAAGUCGACGGCGAUACUUUUACCCAGUUUGAUUCCGCCGCUCAACGCAGCUGUGAUAACCAGUUUCAGGGCUGUAGCACCACGGCGAACAAGGCUGGCGGCGGGGGUGAUGGGAAAAACGGAAAGUUGACGGUCAAUCAGUGUGAU
Molecule: messenger RNA, 228 nt
Organism: Exserohilum turcica Et28A
Lineage: Eukaryota; Fungi; Ascomycota; Dothideomycetes; Pleosporales; Pleosporaceae
Exons: 1
Source: RefSeq, a predicted model, not a curated record